Thermothielavioides terrestris NRRL 8126 is the source of this 2811-nucleotide messenger RNA. RefSeq lists its product as uncharacterized. Gene Ontology annotation, molecular function: protein binding. Bases 1494 to 2705 code for a protein of 403 amino acids. Gene Ontology annotation, biological process: endosomal transport; endocytosis. Gene Ontology annotation, cellular component: plasma membrane; intracellular membrane-bounded organelle; cytoplasm. NCBI's taxonomy places the organism in Eukaryota, Fungi, Ascomycota, Sordariomycetes, Sordariales, Chaetomiaceae. The transcript has a single exon. The record is from RefSeq and is a predicted model, not a curated record.
GGUUAAUACACGGUGUGACGAUCUCACAGGCAACACCAGCCCCUAGCAACGAGCAAUUCCGGCUUCAAAAAGUACACAGCGCGGAUGAUGCCGAGAUAAAGCGACGACGACUUCGCGGCGCCUUAAUCCCCCGGGCUUGCUCCUUGUUCUAGCCCCGAGGUGCACCGCUGGACUCCGAGUCCUCCGACCGAAGCCGCAUCGGCUCCCUACGACGUCACGCCUCUCCUAAUUUACGCGUCUCCCCUGUCUAACUACCUAUGCAACCUCCGCCCGUGCCGACCAGAAACAUCCAAAGCCACGGCCGCGGUGCAACAGCCUCUUCUUCGCCCUCUCCAUCAGCCCCCGGAAAUGGCGGCUCUGCAGCUUCGGCAGCCUUGCAAGGGGCGACGCUCGCAUUCAACAACCAGACGAAAGCGAAUGCAACCUCGAACGCCAGUGCUGGGAACAGCUCCCGCUCAGGUCUGAGCACUGGCCUGGGCACUGCAGUUGUCCCACAGUUAGGGACGGGCCCGCGGGAAGUUAACGGUGCGCUGCUGGCCGCCACCCAGGCGGCGAGGGAACAUGCUGCCUUGCGCCCAAGGUCUGCCGAGGGCGCGGGGGCUACGGGGAGUCUAAGUCGUCAUACGACGGGCGCCAGUGCCAGCGCAAGCGCGAGCGGGAGCGGACUGGGCACCUCACCAGCUCCGGCGACGAAAGGAGUGGUUGCCCAGAGACUGUCCGAGCUGCAUGCUGGCGCUGGCAACGUGGAUGGAAGCACGCUUCUCUCUCUACCGGGCCAGAGACCCGGGCUAGAUGGCCCCAGACAGGCAUCCACGUCUCCCUCCUUUAUCGCCGCUACACUGGCUGCCAGCAGGUCGACAUCGCCCGUGCGUAUUCCCAGUCCGCAGCCUAGCUUGCGCAGCGGUGUAGUCGCCCGAAGCAGAGCAUCCAGCGUGGGCACAACCAGCGUCUCUGCACAUCCGACAGGAUCGGGCAUAGGCGAGGGUAUCCGGGCGCCGGAAGCGGACGCCCCGGAUACCGCAUCCAUUGCGCCCACCACCUCAUUGGUGUCGCUGUUCGAGACCAGGAAUGUUCGACAUGACAUGGAUCCUGUUAAGAAAAGGGCUCCAUCGCUCAGGGUUAGGACACCAGACUUGGAGGGUGACGCCGGGGCUCAAGACCAACAGCAAGCACGGCCGAAAGUGAAGCCAAAGCCAAAACCCAAGCCAAAGCCUUCUUCAGAGCUUCUCAGUUCGGGUCCGUCUGGUUACGCAGGCGACCAGUCACAGCGGGAGUGCCUUACGCGGGAUAGGCGAAGAGAUGGCCAGGAGGCGAAACAAGGUCCUGCAGAAGCAUACCCACUUCCUCCCACGCCGACCCAAAAUCCUCAACGCGGAACGGUUCUUGAUAAACCGAGACCCCAGGCGGGCAUUCCACCUUCAACGACUGGCCUUACUUCUGCUUUGCCGGAUACUUCAGCCUCGCUCGUCUCCCCUCAGCCGCGGAAAACCGCCAUGUCAACACAACUUGAGCCGCCCGCACCGCCAGUGCGGACGUCAAAUCACGCGAAGAUGGCAGAACGCAUCGGGCAGAUAACAGUCGCCGACCCAGAAGGGACUCAAACUGACGCCCCCUACAAAUCCGAGGAACGGAUGCCCACGCCAGAGCGGCGCCGACUAUCGCAGAGCUCUGCCUCGUCCGACGACACAUUUGUGUCGGCCUCCUCCGUGCAGUCCUGGGCCAAGUCGCCAACACGGGCAGCAGAUAAAAACCCGGAACGGCCCGCGCAGCUCAGUCGACGGUCAUCCGUUUGGUCACUGUCGACGCCUGAUCUGCCGACACGGCCGGCUCGGAAUGCUUCCGCUUCGAACCUGACCCUCGACUCACUCAGCAACGCCAUCGUAGCGAGCAACCUCGCCGCCGCCCGUCUGGCCGUUCCAACCGCAUCGCAACCUCCGCCAGUUCCCGCACCCCGCCGUCCAGGUCGCUCGUCGGGCUCACGCAGCCCGCUCAAACCCCAGCGCACCGCCGACAGCGUCAUCACCCGCCCCGAGCUCACUGGCGGGAGCAGAUCCCCAACCCGCCCAAACCAGCCCGCCCAACGAGCGGGCAUGCUGCACACCCUCCGCAGCCCGCAUGCCGCCCUCUCCGACGACGAGGGCUCCCGCCGGCACUCGCACCACCACGGCCACCACCACCACCGCCGCCGCCGCAGCAAGGCCCUCCUGCUCGGCUCGAGCAACCGCAUGCACGCGCACCACGAGGGCUCGCGCAGCCGCUGGCGCGACGCCAUCACGCCGCGCGAGCGCCGCCGCUACGAGGCCGUCUGGGCCAGCAACCGCGGGCUGUUCCUCCGGCCGGGCUGGGGACGGACGCUCUCGGAUGAUGAACCAGAGGAGGAGGAGGAGCAGUUGAGCCGGAUCGCCGAGCUCGGGCGGGCGGUCGACGGGCCCGAGGCGGAGCUGGUCGUCAACGUGGUGGUGCGCGACAUCUGGACGCGCAGCCGGCUGCCGGCCGACGAGCUCGCCGAGGUGUGGGAUCUGGUGGACCGCGGCGCGCGGGGCACGCUGGCCAAGGAGGAGUUCGUCGUCGGCAUGUGGCUGAUCGAUCAGCGGCUCAAGGGCCGCAAGAUCCCCGCGCGGGUGAGCCAGAGCGUGUGGGAGAGCGCGGGCGCCGGCGUGGCCGGGGUCGUUGUCCCGCUGCCGAGGGGCGGGAAGGGAAGGUAGACGACGGGCAGACGGGUUGAGGCUGCCUCAAGGAUGAUGCGUAUGGCUCACCUGGUUAAAUCUGUCCUGCCUGGUCGGGUUGCGCAUUGAUUUUUCACUCGGCCCU